Daktulosphaira vitifoliae (grape phylloxera) is the source of this 593-nucleotide messenger RNA. RefSeq lists its product as uncharacterized. NCBI's taxonomy places the organism in Eukaryota, Metazoa, Arthropoda, Insecta, Hemiptera, Phylloxeridae. The transcript is spliced from 5 exons. The record is from RefSeq and is a predicted model, not a curated record. The coding region runs from base 135 to 593 and encodes 152 amino acids.
UUGGUUAUUCCUUUGGUGUUAAAGAAUGUCAAUAUUUACUGAUUUCAAAAGAUAGUGAAAUUUUUUGAAGAUUACCCUCAUUUACGCGUUACGAGAAAAUUUAUUCACAUUAUUGAGUGUAAUGUGUUCAACACAUGAUACAUGAGUUAAGUAAGUCUCAUACAUCUGAAAAUAUUAGUGAGGCAUUUGAAAUUAUUAUGACUGAAUGGGAAAAUAAUCAACACCAAAUUAUUGCUUUCGUAACUUAUAAUGCUGCAAAUAUGAAAAAAGUAGCUAAUGAUACAUUUGGCAUAUAUAAAACAAUCCCAUGUUUUGCUCAUACUAUAAAACUUAUAGCUAAUAAUGCAUUAGAGAAUGGUAUUGAUUUAAAUCAGAUGAUUGACAAAAUUAGAAAUAUUGUAAUAUUUAUAAAAAAUAGUGUUAAUCCUAAUGUUGUAUUAAGGAGUUUACCAGAAGGAAAAGUUUUAAAAUUAUUAUUGGACAUCAAGACUCGUUGGAAUAAAAACAUUUUUAACGAUUUGAAUUUCGGCGAUAUAAAUACAGCUAUUUCAUGUGUCAAUGUCCAACUGGAAUUUGGAGUUCAUGAGUACUAA